This is a messenger RNA of Penicillium crustosum, 1248 nucleotides long. RefSeq names its product MFS transporter. The record is from RefSeq and is a predicted model, not a curated record. The transcript has 8 exons. Lineage: Eukaryota; Fungi; Ascomycota; Eurotiomycetes; Eurotiales; Aspergillaceae. Gene Ontology annotation, molecular function: transmembrane transporter activity. Bases 1 to 1248 code for a protein of 415 amino acids. Gene Ontology annotation, biological process: transmembrane transport.
AUGGUUUUGAUGUCGCACGCUCUUAAGCGAUCUAUUGAAGAUGUUACAAUGCUUACCGCAUAUCAAUUGCUUGCGUGUGCUUGUUACGGACCAAUUGGAUCUGCUCUAGCACAUAAAUACGGAAAACGGCCACAAUUUAUCUUCGCCGCCAUCAUGGGAUUCAUUGGAACCCUUGUAUGUUGCACCACCACCAAUAACUACAGUGUUCUAUUAGCAGGGCGGAUUAUCCAAGGUUUCGGCUCAGCGGUCUUUGAGAGUCUGACUGUUGCAGUCAUGGGCGAUAUGUUUUUCGUUCACCAGCGAUCUCUCCGGACUGGUCUGCUAGUGAUGACCUGGACCUGCAUUAUAUCUCUAGUCUCGAUCCUGGGUGGUGUGAUAGCUGAGGGUCUUGGCUGGAGAUAUUUGUUCCUCAUUCAUCUGCCAUUUACCGUUGUUGGAAUGCUAUCAGUUUUCUUCUUUCUCCCCGAGACUCAGUGGCAGGCUCGCCGAAGUCAUAUCGCUUCUCCUGAGGAGCCGACUCAAACGGAAGAUAAAGAGACGGCAAACGUCAGCCAUGGACAUGACGAAAAUGUAUCAGAAUCAUCGUUGAUGGAGGCAAAGAAGACAUUUAUGCAAGAACUUGCAAUAUUCAGUGGGACGCACACAGAAACCAACCUUUUGCGCCUGGUUUUCGCUCCGUUUGCCGUCAUUAUCAACCCUGCCGUGAUCUGGGCGAUUGCUGUGGGUGGUGCAUGUAUCGGUUUCUACGUGGCUAUCUCUUACAUUCUUGCCCAAAUAUGGACCCCUCCUCCCUACAAUUUGAAUGCCCAUCAAAACGGAACUUUCUAUGUUGGCGCAUUAAUCGGAGGAGUGAUUAGUAGCAUAGCCGGCCCAUGGCUAGGGGAUUUGAUCACCAGGAAGAUGACCACAUGGAACAGAGGGACAUAUGAACCUGAAUUUCGCAUUCCAAUGAUGACCUUCGGCGCUUUGUUCUGUGGCAUCGGAUGCGACGCCUUCCGGGAAAAUUCCACAGAAAUUUUCAUCCUCUUGAUGACAGCCAAGAACUUCAUUUUCUAUGGUUUCUCCCAAGUUAUGAACACCUGGGCAGAGGAAAAGGGCCCAAGUGAUGUUUUGAGGACCUUUGGAAUUAUCACAAUGUGUCUCAUGGGCACAUCACCUUUGUUGUACAUUUUUGGAAAGCUCAACCGCUCUUUCAUGUACAGUACCGGAUUGAUGAGGAAGUUGACAGGGUACGGACACUCGGGAUGA